GCAAAGAGGGGGAGCCAAUCACGGAAGUAUAUCUAAUCAUAGAAAACAACAUAGAGAUGAAACAGGAAGAAACGUAGUUCACGUGGGUGAAGGUGAUUGCAAGUAAGAUGUCUGCUUCUCUGCUAAGGAAGGCGCUGGAAUUGCUGGAGGCACCGGGAGUGUCUGCACCUCGUCCCAAGAGGACAGAGACGGUUGCCCAGCCCAGCAACCAAUCGUUGAAGAGGAGGAGGAAGAAGAUUUCGGGACGCAAAAGAGAGACGGCUACAGUCAAAGGCAAGGUCAUCAAGUCAGCGUUAGAGGAGUAUAAGAAACAUCAGGCUGUUGACCACUUUGAGGAGAACAUACAGUACAUGAUGAGCAGUCAAUUCACUACAGACAGCACCAUCACUCAAAAGGUUCUGGAGCAGAACAGAGGCAGAAAAUCACGAGACCGACCUAAGAAGGAGAAAAAGAAGAAGCCAGAAGCCACUGUCUUCACUGAGGAGGACUUCCAGAAAUUUGAGAGAGAGUAUUUUGGAGGAGCAGGAUUAGUCUGAUCAAAUAAACUCUGCGUUUCUCACAGUUAACAAGAAAGCAUAAAAGAACAGACUUUUACAAUGGAGCCACGUUUACAGGAAGCUACAGGAUAUUUAUGUGUAAUUUGUUUGGCAUGAGAUAUCCUAUUCUCAAGGCAGAGAAUCCAGAUCUCUCUGUUGCCAAAAAAAAUAGGAUAUCUGCAGAUUCCGUACUUUUGUAUUAUGGUUCUGUCACUUAUAUACUUCUGCAGGUGUAUAAAAGAUUUUCUGGCUUUAACCAGAUGAAAUCACUCCCCUCUGCAAUAGACUUACACUUACUUGACUGACUUAAGGAUAUUAUGCUUGGAAGUAACCACUGAAUUCAGUGUGAUCUGAUCUCUAUUGCAGUGGCUUAACUUUGCAGAUUGAAACUAAAAGUUCUUUUAGGAAAGGGAAAUAUAAGUUUAAAUGUUGGGGCAAGGGAAGGAGUGCAGUAAAGCAGGGCUUCUCAAACAAGACCUCAAAUGAUUUGGCCUACAGCUGCCAUCAUCCCCUAUUGAUGGCUGUUCUAUCUCCUAUUGAUGGCUGUUCUGUUUGAAGAGAAUUAUCUGGGUCAAAGUGUUCAGCCUGUCUAUAGAUAGUGAAAAUAGCAGCUUCUCUAAAAAGAAUGCUGCAAAUAAAGUCCCUCAGUCAACUCUUUCUAUCCCUUUAGAAAUAUUGCAUUACUCUGCUAGAGCUUAUCCCUCCCUUUUCAAGGAAAGGACCUUUCCUAGAGGUUCUUAAUUGAUUCAGGGGCCCCAUCCACCCUCCAAAUGAAAUUGCUUCAGGGUGCAAUAAAUGGUUUGUCCAAAAGA
This is a messenger RNA of Hemicordylus capensis (graceful crag lizard), 1348 nucleotides long. RefSeq names its product ribosomal protein S19 binding protein 1 (gene RPS19BP1). The record is from RefSeq and is a predicted model, not a curated record. The coding region runs from base 108 to 536 and encodes 142 amino acids. Lineage: Eukaryota; Metazoa; Chordata; Lepidosauria; Squamata; Cordylidae. Gene Ontology annotation, molecular function: enzyme binding. The transcript has 4 exons. Gene Ontology annotation, cellular component: nucleolus.